Molecule: messenger RNA, 2087 nt
Organism: Hibiscus syriacus
Lineage: Eukaryota; Viridiplantae; Streptophyta; Magnoliopsida; Malvales; Malvaceae
Product: FRIGIDA-like protein 1
Exons: 3
Coding region: 85-1887 (600 amino acids)
Source: RefSeq, a predicted model, not a curated record
UUAGGGAUUUUAUUUUAUCUUUUUUUUUUUCUUUUAUAAAAAAGAACUCGCCUUUGUUUAACACAAUUUGAUCUCGUGGAAAGAAUGUCGUAUGAAAACAUCCCGUCGCUGAGAACAAUAGAAUCGGCAAUCAAACUCAUUGACAUCAAAAAAGACGAACUCAAGAAGGCGUUCGAUGAUCUCAAAGCCAACUCUCAGCACCUAUUUUCUUUCUCUAUCUCAUGGUCCGAGCUCGAUGCUUACUUCACCGCCAUUCAAAAUUCGGUAACUCAACGGUUCCGCCUCCUCGAGUCCCGCGAAUCCCUUCGCAACCCAAUUGACGACGUCCCCGUUUCGAGGCUCACUCGGUUGUCAACUCAAUCACCUGCGUCAAAAAAGCGAGACCCACCGGCUCCCAACCCGUUAACGGAACAAGGCCGAGUUGACUCGGUCAUUGAUUCUGUGGUCAACCAACCGUUAAAUCAGCUUGUACCGUUAAAUGUUGAGAAACCAUCGUCUUCAAAUUCCGUGGACUUGCCGUCUUAUGUUUCGGUUCCGCCGUCUGGCCACAUUGACUCGGUGGUGACUCGACCAGAACUGAAGGAGUUUUGUGAGAGAAUGGAUGGGAAGGGGUUGAGGAAGUACAUAUAUGGAUACGACUGUUUAAAAGAGCGGGACGCUAUCCGGAUGGAGCUUCCCGGUGCAUUGAAAAGUGCUGCGGAUCCUGGGGCAAUGGUUUUGGAUGCAAUGGAUGGGUUUUACACUGAGAAUUCACAGUCCAAAGAUGACACACAACCGGUAUUGCUUAAAUUAAGGAGGGUUUGUGUGUUUUUAUUGGAGCAGUUGAUGGAAACUGGUAUUAGUAUCAAUGAAGAAGUGAGGGAGAGAGCAAAGAAGUUAGCUUUAGAGUGGAAUGGCAAGGUCAGGUUGCUCAAAGAUAACUCUUUGGAGACAUUGGCGUUUUUGCAUUUAGUGGCAACUUAUAGCUUAGGACCUAUGGUUGAUAAAGAGGAACUUGUUGAUUACAUUUUUACCAUUGCUAGAUCGCGGCAAGCUACUGUAUUGUGUAGGUCGGUUGGUUUAGGGGACAAAAUUCAUGAUUUGAUUCAGAAACUGUUAGAUGGUCGCAAACAAUUGCUUGCUGUAAAAUUUAUACUUGAGUUCGGGCUAGCAGAAAAAUUCCCACUUGGACCUCUUUUGGAUGAGUAUCUGAAGGAGACAAAGAGGCUUGCUAUGCAAGUGUGCGAGAAAGGAAAGAACUCUCUUAAGUCGCAGAAUAUUGCCGCUGAUAGAGAAAUUUUGGCCUUGAAAUCUGUCAUUAAAAUAAUUGAAGAGCACAAUCUAGAAACUGAGUAUUCGCAAGUGCCCCUACAGAAAUGUAUUGAGCAGCUUGAGAAGCAGCAGGCAGACAGAAAAGUCCCUGCAACACCUUCUUCUUUCAAGCCUAAGCAGCAGCAGGCUGUUCAGAAGGCCAAUCAGCUGUUGGCUCAGCAGACAAACAGGAAGAGGAAGAAGCAGGCACCGGUAAAGCAGCAACAGAGUGUUAACAAGCAUCCUAAAACAACUGCAUCUGUUGCUUGUGCAGUACCUUCACUGAGUGCUGCUGGUACAACUUCUAUGAUUCCUCCAUUCCAGCAAGCUCAUCUUCAACCAGCAGGUUUAUUACCAAGUCAUUCUGCUGCAUAUUUAAGGUCACCAGCCUUCCCGUUUGGCUUUCCAGGCCCUACUCCUGCUGCUAAUCCUUAUGCAGGCCCAUCAGCUCCUGAUUAUGGUUUAGCGGGAGCCCCUAUGGGUUUCCCUUUGAAUCCAAACCCUGCUGCAUACCAUUCAUAUAAUCACAACAUGCGACCUACUUAUGGUGCAUAUGGUUUACCGCCACAAUACAAUCCAUCUUACCAUCCACAGUAGCUCGUGUAAUGCUUCUGGUUGCUAGGGAAAUGGCCUCGCAUUGACAUAACCGGAUUGUAUUGCAUAAACCUAAUUUGGUGACAGACUUUUCUUGACAGGUUGAGGCUACAUAGAAUUUCAUUUAUUGAUAAUCUUGUUAACUAAUCAAAAGAUAUAUGUAAAUUAUGGUUUAGUUUUCAAUCUAGAAAGCACAAAUACAA